This is a messenger RNA of Cuculus canorus (common cuckoo), 1283 nucleotides long. RefSeq names its product peptidylprolyl isomerase E (gene PPIE). Gene Ontology annotation, molecular function: peptidyl-prolyl cis-trans isomerase activity; RNA binding. NCBI's taxonomy places the organism in Eukaryota, Metazoa, Chordata, Aves, Cuculiformes, Cuculidae. Gene Ontology annotation, cellular component: intracellular membrane-bounded organelle. Bases 73 to 978 code for a protein of 301 amino acids. Gene Ontology annotation, biological process: protein folding; protein peptidyl-prolyl isomerization. The record is from RefSeq and is a predicted model, not a curated record. The transcript is spliced from 10 exons.
CCCGGUACUGGCCACGCCCCCUCGUCUUGCCCCGCCCACGCGCAGGCUGCGCCCCCGGAAGCGAAGCGCGCAAUGGCGGGAACCAAGCGGGUGCUAUACGUGGGCGGGCUGGCGGAGGAGGUGGACGAAAAGGUGCUGCACGCCGCCUUCAUCCCCUUCGGCGACAUCACUGACAUCCAAAUCCCACUGGACUACGAGACGGAGAAGCACCGGGGCUUUGCCUUCAUCGAGUUCGAGCUGGCAGAGGAUGCGGCAGCAGCUAUUGACAACAUGAACGAGUCUGAGCUCUUUGGCAGGACAAUCCGCGUGAACUUGGCCAAACCAAUGCGGAUUAAAGAAGGAUCAUCCAGGCCUGUCUGGUCAGAUGACGAUUGGCUGAAGAAGUUUUCAGGGAAGACUCUGGAGGAGAACAUAGAGGAGACAGGAUCAGAGGCGCCCAAAACAGAGGCACAGGAGGGCGAGCCUCCUGCCAAGAAAUCUCGAGUCAACCCUCAGGUUUACAUGGACAUCAAGAUUGGAAACAAACCCGCGGGGCGGCUGCAGAUCCUCCUGCGCUCUGACGUGGUGCCCAUGACCACGGAGAAUUUCCGCUGCCUUUGCACCCAUGAGAAAGGCUUUGGCUUCAAAGGGAGCAGCUUCCACCGCAUCAUCCCCCAGUUCAUGUGCCAGGCCGGCGACUUCACCAACCAUAAUGGCACCGGAGGCAAAUCCAUCUACGGGAAGAAGUUUGAUGAUGAAAACUUCAUUCUCAAGCACACGGGACCAGGGCUGUUAUCCAUGGCAAACUCUGGCCCAAACACCAAUGGCUCCCAGUUCUUCAUCACUUGCGAUAAAACGGACUGGCUGGACGGGAAGCAUGUGGUGUUUGGUGAGGUGACAGAGGGCAUGGAGGUGGUGCGGGAGAUCGAGGCUCAGGGCACCAAAGACGGGAAACCGAAGCAGAAGGUGAUUAUCUCGGACUGCGGGGAAUGCCCGUGAGCUCGGCUCUUGGAGAGGACUGGAUGGGGCGAGCCGGGCUGGGAAGGGCUGGGGAGCUGGCUGGGGUGGGACAGCCCCGCGACCUCCAGGCGGAGCACGACUCCCACGGCUCUGGUCAGAAUUCCCCUGCAAAGCCUCGUGUGAAUGUGCCUGCGGACAGAGCUGCGGGGUCUGACCCUGCUGGGGAUGAAUUGCGUCUCGGCCUGCACUGGCCGUGCUGCCCUGAGUUUGGGCCGGGCUGGUUCUGCUGCAGGGUUCUGGAAAAAGUUUAUAUUUGGUAAAAAUAAAGCGUAGCGUUAAACAUA